UAGCCAAUGGGACGCCAUCAAACUGCAGCCAGCGAACCUAAACAACAGCAGCAACAAACACUGGCAGCGAGCGGAGCUGGUCGACGUUUUUAGCUGCCCGGGCCAAACGACAAGAAUAUCUGACUUUUCGUUUUGGUUGAGCCACAAAGGAGGACGUUUUUUUUUUUUAUUAUUUGCAUUCGUGUAAACGUUUGGAUUAGGGUUUGGGUUUGUUUGUGAAAGUGGCUGUUAGUGUGUGUGGGCGGCUCGGUCGACGUUAGCUUGAUGUUAACGUGUUGCUAACUUGACUCGUAUUUAAAAAAAAAAAAAAAGACAACCGGCGGACGAGAGUUAUUGUUAUUUAGUAACUAAGGUUGCCGCACUUUAAUUUAUCGUCAAACUUGACUUGAGUCCCUCCACCCCACCGAGUGAGGUGGAUAUUUAAGCUACUUAUUCGCUAUACUGCACCCGGUUUAUUUAACGCGUUAAAAAAAAAUCAUCUGGUGUGUUGAAUCCAGGAUGAAUCCAAAUCCACUCCCAAUGGCGAGUGCACGAUCACAUUCGGGUGUUUGCUUGGACGGCAGAGAGUUACGAUUAGUCCUUUCGUAACUCGUAUUUGUGUGUGUUUUUUUUAAUUUAAAUUGUUAAAUAGUGACUUUAUUGUACUUUUUUUUUAAUUAAUCAUGGAGGUUGAGUUGCUACUCCACCCGCUUUCGCACCCUUCCGCUCCGGGCAUCUGCCCCGAGAUGCUGGAGGUCGCGGCGGAGGCGAGCCGUGCCGGAGAUUUUAGUUUGGCCGCCGAGAUCUACAGCUCGCAGCUGGCCGACCUCCAGCAACCGGACAGGGGCUUGUGCCUCCGCAAAGCUGACUCCCUGGUACGCGCCGGGAGGAUCUCCGAGGCGCUGGACUCGUACUGCGCCGCGGCCAGCCUCGGCAAGUUGCGGCCGGAGGAGCUGCCGCUGCUGGUGGACAGCAUCGCCCGGAGCCUCCGAGAGAAGGAGCCGGGCCUCCGGAGCACCAGCGGCGGGGAGGAAAGCGAGGAGGCCGAUGGGGAAAGCAGCGAAGACGACCCUCUGGACUUGUUUUCCUGCGGAUUGUGCCGGUGCCUGCUCCACGAACCUUCCACGGUGGAGUGCGGGCACACGUUCUGCAAACGCUGCCUGGAUGCCGAAGCGGUGACGGACUGCGUGCACUGCAAGAGAGGCCUCACGCGGAAGGAGGCUCUCCCGAACGGCCGCCGGCUAGACGUGGUGCUCGGCGGCCUUCUAGACAAACUCUUCGCCACCGAGAGCCAAGCACGCCGCCUGUGGAUCGAGGGCGAGGCGCUGUGGCAGGGCCGGAACCUGACAGAGGCCCUGGAGAAAUACGACGAGGCGGUGGAAUUGGCGCCAUCCUCAGGCCGCCUCCUGUGCCAGCGGGCUGAGCUACACAUGGAGAUGAGUAACGUGGGUCGGGCGGUCCAGGACGCCAGCAGCCUGUGCCAAAUUAAACCUCUCUGGCCAAAGGCUCACUACCUAAAGGCCACCACACUAAGCAAAGCGUCACGCAACGAUGAGGCCCUCCAGGAGUACUUUCUGUGUGUGGCUCUCAAACCCAACUGGACAAAAGUCAGACUUGAGGCCCAGAAGGUUCUCGCUGAGCUCUUCUCCUCAGUGUUUGAGAACCAAGACAUGCCCACACCACUUCAUCCCCUCCAGGGCGGGGUGGCCUCGCGCCCCUUCAAGGCCCCCGUCCUGCUGAGGACCCUGAGACCCCUCGCGCAGAAGCCCGCUUCAUCCCCGCAGGUUUCUGCGCAGGAUUCUGACUCGAGCGUGACAGUAAGCGCCUUGAAAGGAGAGUUGUCUUCCAGAGCGUGGGAGUCUUGUGAUCCGCUGCCUGAGGGAAGCGGCACCAGCAACAAGAGCCUGGCCGACGUUCUGGGUUCUGUACCGCCAGCGCCACCCUUUGGCCUUAAGAGAAAGCAGAGUGAUGAUGGAUGCUUCAGUCCUCCUGCCAAGAUGCUCAAACCAGGUGAGUCGAGCAGCGUCAAGAUGGCGACAGCACGCACGGGGAGAGUGGUGCCCGCUGAGCUGUUGGACAGUGGCGACAUGGAGUGUUCGCUCUGUAUGAGGUUGUUCUACGAGCCGGUGGCCACACCCUGUGGACACACUUUUUGCCUCAAGUGUCUCGAGCGCUGCCUGGACCACAACCCCAACUGCCCUCUGUGCAAGGAGAACCUCUCAGAGUUCUUGGCCACCCGAGGCUACAACAAGACGCUGCUGAUGGAGGAGGUGCUGCAGCGCUACCUCACCAACGAGCUGGCGGAGAGGAAGAAGAUUCACGAGGAGGAAAUGAAGGAGCUCUCCAACUUGAACCAGGAAGUGCCCAUCUUCGUUUGCACCAUGGCCUUCCCCACAAUCCCCUGCCCGCUGCACGUGUUCGAGCCGCGGUACCGCCUCAUGAUUCGGCGCUCCAUGGAGACGGGCACCAAGCAGUUUGGCAUGUGCAUCGCCGACGAACUCAAAGGCUUCGCCGACUACGGCUGCAUGCUACAGGUCCAAGAUGUCAAGUUUUUCCCCGACGGGCGCUCAGUGGUGGAGACUGUCGGGGUGUCUCGCUUCAAAGUCUUAAGUCAUGGCCAGAGAGAUGGCUACCACACUGCCAAAAUCGAGUAUCUGGAAGACAAAAAGGUGGAAGGCGACGAGUUGGUGGAGCUGCUGAAGCUACAUGACGCCGUCUACGAGCAGGCCAGCAACUGGUUCACGUCGCUCAAAGAAAACAUGAAGACUCAAAUCGUCGGUCACUUUGGUCAACUGCCCGGCAAAGAUCCCGACCCCCAGGCGAGUGGCAGCGGCCCGGCUUGGUGCUGGUGGCUCCUGGCUGUGCUGCCGCUUGAGAACCGGGCCCAGCUCACCAUCCUAUCCAUGAGCGCCCUGAAGGAGCGGCUCCUGGCCAUCCGCAAGGUGCUCAUCUUCGUCAUGCGCAAGAGGCCGCGGUGACGAGGGAUGUACGACGGGACCCUAAUGAACAUUUGCGCAAAACCCGCUGAUCCAGUCACUUUUUUUUUUUUUUUUAUGUCGUCUGCAUCUUGUUUUUCUACAAUUCCUGUUUGCUUAAAUGCUGCGACUGUCGCUUCUUCUUAUUCUUUUAAUUCACGUCAACAAUGGAAAACGAGCCCCCCUGUUCUCACUGACCCGGAGAGUAGUUGGUGACCGGAUGUCGACUCGAGUCUCCACUGGUUGCGGAGAUGUCUCCACAGAGUCCCCUGCAGUCGAUAUAAUUAAAAACAAAAAGGUUUUCCUAUAGGCUUAAAUAUUUUAUUUUUUUAUGUUUUAUGUCACAAAACUCCAAGUCAUCAUCACCGCAAUGUCUGUGAACAUUUUUCUCAACGUCCUCUUCAACCUUUGACAGAAUCGGAACAGUCACACCAACAUUUUUGAUUUUAUGGAUGUAACGCGUUUUCCUUCAUGCGCAUAUAUUUAAAUAAAAAUUACAUUGAAAAUAAAUCCUAAUGUUUUAUGUCACAAAACUGCUAGUAGUCAUAACCGCAAUGUAUGGACAGCGCAACCUAUGCCCAAGUCAACCUCUGGAAGUAUCAAAACAAUCACCACAAUAUUUUGGAUCUAAUUGAUGUACAGUAUUUGGUCUUGGUGCUCAGUCAGCGGAACACAAACACAGAUACAUGUAUAGUUAUUUAAAUCUGUACAUUUAUGGAAAAUAUUCAAGACACCCUUAAAUUUUCCACUUGUUGUAUUGCAGCCAUUUGCUCAAAAAAGAUUUCCCUCAUUAAUGUUCACACGGCACCCCAUACUGACGGGAAAAAAAACAGAAUUGUCGAAAUUUUUGCAGAUUUGUUACAAAAACUGAAAUAUCCGAGCCAUACGUUUUCAGAGCCUUUGCUGCAGGCUUUUGAGCUAAUACAGCCCUAAAUCUUGGAACGAUGCAAAUGGUUUUUCCCACACCUGGAUUUCGGGAAUCCGCUGUCAUUCCUCGCAGAGCCUCUCAACAGUUCUGUUAGGUUGGUUGAUGAACGUAAGUGGACAAUCUGAGAUGCUCAAUUGGGUUUAAGUCAGGGCUCUGGCUGAGCCAUUCAAGAACAGCCAUGGAUCAUUUCUUUCAGCUGCAUGCUUAAAUAAAUGAGUGGCUUAUCAGAAGGUGAACUUUGGGCCAAAUCUUAUGCCCUGAGUGCUCUGGAGAUCCCCCUCCCCAUAUUUGGCCACAAUAUUAUUUCAUCCUCUCGAUGCAGCUUUAAAACACCCCCACAGUUUCGUUGGCCCUCUCUGCCAUGAAGGCCCGAAUUGUGGAAGGCUGUAGUGAUGCUUGAUUUUCUAGUACCUAUAGCAUGGUCUCCCCCCCCAGGCAUUCCAGUUUUCUCCCACAUCCCGAAAAUGUGCAUUCAUUGGAGACUUUGAGAGAUUUGGGCCACAUUGUAGUUACGGCUUCUGUCAAAGGGCCAUUAUGACUGAAACCAUGAAAAUCUUUAAUUGAUCCAUCAUAUUUACACAUUAAAUGUAUGAACGAGUUUUGGAAUCAGAACUCAAGGGUAAUGGGUUUUCCAACUAUUGUUGAUGUUUGGUAACCCAAAAAUGGUUGCAAUAUCUCAAAGUCAUCAUUUUUGAUAUGACAGUUUGAAGUUUUGGUUCAAAAUUGAACAUAAAAUCAUGGAAGUUGAUACAAGUGAUUUGCCUUCGGGGGCCACAUAAAAUCAUGUCGUGGGCCGCACCUGGCCCCCGGGCCUUGACUUUGACACCUGUGCUCUAAAUUGGCCCAAAGUGUGAUUGUGAGUGCGACUGUUGUCUGUAUGUGCCCUGGGAUUAAUUUGCUGGGAACCAGUCCAGGGUGUACCCUGCCUCCUGCCCAUUCAUAGCUGGGAUAGGCUCCAGCAAUCUUGUGACCCUUGUGAGGAUAAGUAGCUCAAAAAAAAACAGAU
This is a messenger RNA of Syngnathoides biaculeatus (alligator pipefish), 4888 nucleotides long. RefSeq names its product LON peptidase N-terminal domain and ring finger 2 (gene lonrf2). The transcript is spliced from 12 exons. The coding region runs from base 663 to 2957 and encodes 764 amino acids. The record is from RefSeq and is a predicted model, not a curated record. NCBI's taxonomy places the organism in Eukaryota, Metazoa, Chordata, Actinopteri, Syngnathiformes, Syngnathidae. Gene Ontology annotation, molecular function: protein binding.